Molecule: messenger RNA, 4211 nt
Organism: Orcinus orca (killer whale)
Lineage: Eukaryota; Metazoa; Chordata; Mammalia; Artiodactyla; Delphinidae
Gene: RPS6KL1
Product: ribosomal protein S6 kinase like 1
Exons: 11
Coding region: 1245-2747 (500 amino acids)
Biological process (GO): protein phosphorylation
Molecular function (GO): ATP binding; protein kinase activity
Source: RefSeq, a predicted model, not a curated record
ACCGAGCUGCAUCCGACCAGACCCCUGCACCUGGGUGGAGGGCUGAAAGCAGCCGCCCACGGUGCAAGGUCCCCCGCGGGGGCGAAGGGGCAGUGGCGGCCGGGCUGGGUCUGGCCACGCGGACCGAGCUCCUGGCUCGGGCAGAGGCAGAAAUGACCUGGAGUUGGCAAUUUGGGCCCUGCUCCUUCCCAGUGGGGCCUGAGGGAGCGAAGGUGCAGAGGCUGCAGUGAGGGGCAAAGGCAGCUCUGCUGGCCUCUCUCUGAGCCCUUUCCUUUCCUGAAGACACUGCGCUUAUCCCUUUGGCCACUUGUAUCGCACACUGCUCAGGGAGGAGCUGCUGUACGGUCCUUGGAGGCCACGUGGCCUCCUGACCUUCUCAGAGACAGAGCCAGGAGGCCAGAGGCAUCCCCUCCCUAGGGCUGGUUGGGCUCUGACCUCAUUCCUCUAACUCCACCCAGAGUGGCACUGAAUCUGCCACUCAGUCAUCUCAUUUGCCCGCAGACUUUAAGGCCAAGCCCUGUGCCCGGCUCUCUGCCUGGCUUCUUGGGGGUCCUCACUCCCUGGCCACACUGACCUCAGGACCUAGGGAAAUGAACUAAAGCAGGGGCAAUCCAUUCUGUUCGAGGAGGUACCAUGGAGCCGAACCUUGAAGGAUAAAUGAGAUUCCCAUGGGAGGACCAGGGAGGGGAGAACAGGCAGGAUGGAGGGAACAGUAUAAGGAAUGGCCUUUGGGCCCCGGGCCCUGGCUCCAGCCUCAGAGUGUGUGACCUCCAUGUUUAAUGUGUAUAGAGGCCCUUUGCAGGCAUAUCCUCAGCUCUCUCCAGUGCUCAACACAUAGUAAGUGCUCAAGAAAUACUUGAUGAACUGAAUUUGAAUUGAAAACAAAAGACCCAGAGCCCAAAGCAUGUUCUUAUUCUGUUAUUACCACCACUUAGGAAAGGUCUGGCUCAGUGAGGGAUAUUACCCACAUUAGCUCUGAUCCCUCCAGGCCUUGGACGUGAGCAUUAGUCUUCCCAAUACUCAGUGGAGGAAACCAGGGUGCAGAUGGGGUGUUACUCCCAGCAGGAUUCUCCCUAAUGCCUCUGCUCAUUCCAGGUCCCUGCUCCAGGGCAGCCAUGAGCCUGGUGGCCCAUGAGUGUCCCCCUGGCCCUGGCCUGGACCCCGAGCCCUGCUCAUGAGUGCGGUCCCAGGCCCUAGUGUACCGGGAGCAGAUUCGCAACCGGGUCACUCCAGGGGCAUCUGACAUGACCAAGCGCGACUACCUUGUGGAUGCAGCCACACAGAUCCGGCUGGCCCUGGAGCGUGAUGUCAGUGAGGAGUAUGAGGCAGCCUUCAGCCACUACCAGAAUGGCGUGGACGUUCUGCUCCGAGGCGUAAAUGUCGACCCCAACAAGGAGAGAUGUGAGGCUGUAAAGCUGAAAAUUACCAAGUACCUGCGGCGGGCGGAGGAGAUCUUUAAUUGCCACCUGCAGAGGACGCUGGGCAGUGGAGCCAGCCCUGGCACGGGUUUUAGCAGCCUGAGGCUGCGGCCCAUCCGCACACUGAGCUCUGCCCUAGAGCAGCUGAGGGGCUGCAAGGUGGUUGCGGUCAUCGAGAAGGUGCAGCUGGUCCAGGACCCAGCGACUGGAGGGACCUUCGUGGUGAAGAGCCUGUCCAGGUGCCACGCGGUGAGCCGGGAGCGGCUGACCAUCAUCCCACACGGCGUCCCCUACAUGACCAAGCUGCUGCGGUAUUUUGUGAGCGAGGACUCCAUCUUCCUGCACCUGGAGCAUGUGCAAGGAGGCACUCUGUGGUCCCACCUGCUCUCCCAGCCGUGCCUCCAACAGUCUGGGACUAGGUCUGGCUCCGGCCUGGAGAGGAUGAAGGCUCAGCUCUACUCCCGACUCAGUCUCCAGACCCCAGCUCGCUUCCCACCUGGCCACCCCUGCCUGCAGGACCGAAUCCCCCUGGAGCCUCCCCGGACUUCUCAGAGCCUUACCCCGGCCGGGGGGGCUGCAGCCAUCAGACCCCAGAGAGAGGCUGAAGGUGAACUCUCAGCCGGGACCGGCCCUUCCUGCUCCUGGGACCUUCCAAAGGCCCCAGGUGGCCACCUGCACCACCAAGCCAGGCGGGGGCCCGGCCAGAGCUCUGAUCCGGGGCCCCCUUGCGGGCUCCCUUGGGUUCGUGCAGGGGCCGGCCGGGUGCUGGGGGGCUGUGGCCGAGGCAGAGGUCGGAGCCGCCCCUCAACCGGUGGAGCCGCCUGGAGUGUGAGGGAGGAGCAGGUGAGGCAGUGGGCAGCCGAGAUGCUGGUGGCCCUGGAGGCGCUGCACGAGCAGGGGGUGCUGUGCCGGGACCUCAAUCCCCGGAACCUGCUCCUGGACCAGGCAGGCCACAUCCGGCUCACGUAUUUCGGCCAGUGGUCAGAGGUGGAGCCCCAGUGCUGCAGGGAGGCUUUGGACAAACUCUACAGCGCCCCAGAGGUGGGUGGGAUUUCUGAGCUGACCGAAGCCUGCGACUGGUGGAGCUUUGGGUCUCUGCUGUAUGAACUGCUGACGGGAACGGCGCUGUCCCAGAGCCACCCCUCAGGAAUCCAACCCCACACCCAGCUCCAGCUGCCCGAGUGGCUCAGUCGCCCCGCAGCCUCCCUGCUGACUGAGCUGCUGACGUUUGAGCCCGCCGGGCGCCUGGGCGCUGGAGGAGGCGGUGUCAACAAACUCAAGUCCCACCCCUUUUUCAGCACCAUCCAGUGGAGCAAACUGGUGGGGUAACCGGAGGGGGUGGAGUAGGCAGUGGAAGCAGCUGGACUGGUCUGGAUCUCCUCUCUUCUCUUUGCCUGCCACCCAGAGCUGGCCAUUCUAAUCAGCGGCCCUCGGGCAAAGAAUGAAAGGCAGCUUGCCUUUCCUGGUCGGGCCCCUCCCUUGGGCCUCAGAAGUCUCUUCACUGACCAGGAAGGGCCUACGGAGUCCCCCAGCCACGUGCUGGAGAAACCCUUCCUAGAUGGUGCUGAGCGGGAGGGAGAGAGAGAUCUCAGCCUGUUAGGCAGCUUGAACCCCUCCACCCAUCAGUCAACAGUCACCUGCUGAGUGCACACCCUGGACUUGAACUUGGACCUACCAUGUUAAAAGGUGCCUUCCUUUGCAUUAGCUCUGAGCUACUGACCACCUGCUGAGCCGUGAAAUUUUGUGACUCAUUAUCUGCCAUGUGCCCCACUCGGGAUGUCUCUGGAGACUCACCUCAGGAUACUAGUCCACCGGCUUAGUGGUCCCAAACCAGGGCUGCCCUGGCUGGUCAUCUUAACCACGCAACUAGUGGGCCUCUUCCACCAGAGGCUACUUUUGCAGGGGGUCGGGAGGCUGGGGAAGCAGGGAAGAAGUCUGUAGUGGGCAUGGGGUGGGGUGAGGGAAUGGGACAGGACAACCCAUUCCCCCCUCCUGACCAUGCCCCUUAUCUUGUGAUUACCGACUUUGGAGAGCAAAAGGAAAGGAGGGGAGGAAAAUAAGGAUAAAGAGGAAUGGGGGGAGAGAGGAAGGCACAGCUCUGCCACUUAGAGAAAUUUUGGAAACAAAGAGCUCCCUUCCCCGGCUAGCCCACCCAUGUGGAGAGAAAGGAAAACCUGCCCCAUGGGUCUGAGGGGAGAUCGCCAUUCAGUCUCCAGGCUGAAGCCACUUGAAGAAAAGUUGUACCCACUAGGACUCCCUUCUCGGACGUUCGUCCUGUUUACCAUUUUGCAUUUUAGUCUUGAGGGUCCACUCAAUCCACUGCCCACUGUGACUUCAUAUCCUUUUGAAAUGAAACCACAAAACACAUGGGAUGAUGGCCCAAGCUUUUAGCCGGAAGCAAAAUGUUUCUGGUCUCGGAAGAACUGGGGUAAGUAGUUAUCCCCAAAGACAAUUCCCUCCCCAGAUUUGGGGGCCUCCUUCCUCUCAGGACUCACCCUGUCACUGGGGUGUGGCAUCUAAGACAAACUUCCACAGAUCUCCACCAACUCCUUCCCGCCUGCGUCUCCGGCACCACCAGGUGGCGCCUCUGACAACACCCUCCAGUCUGGCUGUGAAGGCCCAGCUCUAAAUCUGGGGCUGGGGACCUGUUGUGGGCAUGGCGCGAAGCUCCUCAGGCCCUCUGGACGCGUCCGGGGGACGUGGGAGGUGCAGCCUUUGGAAGGUCCUGGCUCUCCCUGGGGCUUGCCCAUGUCCCUCCACCCCGACUCCAAUAAAGCCUGCUGUUGCCUCUGG